Molecule: messenger RNA, 1044 nt
Organism: Pocillopora meandrina
Lineage: Eukaryota; Metazoa; Cnidaria; Anthozoa; Scleractinia; Pocilloporidae
Source: the annotation of a GenBank genome assembly
AUGUCAGACAGUAGUACUAAUUCCGCCCAGAAAGAGCUUGCAUACAAUGAAGUCGCUAAACUGGUCCCGCUAUCGAUGGCUAUUGUGGCAACAAACCUGUUAGUGGUUGUUCUUUUUUGGAAAAGGCGAUACCUACAAACCUUAUCAAAUUUUCCUUUACUUAGUCUUGCCGUAUGUGACUUUGUCACAGGAUUUGUCAACAUACCCUUGCUAAUCAUAUUCAUGCUUAUCCCAACGAUGGAAAUUGACAACCCCAGAGGGUUGAUAUCAAAUUUGAGUUACUCUAUGUUGGUUACUCAUGCUUUUACUUCCACGGCGACUGUAUACCACAUUUUACUCGUGAUAACUGACAAGUAUUUUGCCAUUAAGUGGCCUCUGAAACAUCGUUUGCUCACCAAGAAAAAGAUGUCAGCGUCGUUGGCAGUCGUCUGGCUGUUAUCUUUUGUCAUCGCCUUAGUUCCAGUUUCAUGGAUAAACGUUAGUCAAAAACCUAUAGGAAGAAAGUUAAUGAUGGGCUAUGGGAUAUGUUGCCUCGUGUUUGUUUUCCUCUUUUCAUAUCUCUUUAUGGUGUACGCGUUAGUGGUGAUGUUCAGAAUCAUAUCUGAAAAAACCAAACAGAAAGAUUCAACGCUGCUCAGACGAAAUAGUCGUAACAUGGAAGUUACAAAAAACAAACGUCGUGUAUCCAUUAUUUUUGCUGUGAUGGCCACGGUCUUCGCGGUUUGUUGGCUUCCAUGGUUCAUGCUCACGUUCCUAGUCAAUCUACGAGUGCAAAUAGAGAACCUAGAAUACUUCAUGGAAUGGUUUAUACCAUUUAGAUAUGUCACCUCUAUCAUAAACCCAUUGCUUUAUACAUUCUUUAAACUGGACUUUCGUCAGGCUUUUAAAGAGACGGUAUGGAACAAAAUUGUUUGUAAACCUUCUUUCAAUGCAAGGGCAACGAUUAUGAAAUGGCGAAGGCGUUCUUUUCGGCUGAGGGAGAACAAUGGAACAAAAAAGAACAAAAAAGCUAUAUAUGUGGUAGGACGAGGGAAUGAUACAAAU